This is a messenger RNA of Brassica rapa (field mustard), 3982 nucleotides long. RefSeq names its product F-box/kelch-repeat protein At3g04660-like. Lineage: Eukaryota; Viridiplantae; Streptophyta; Magnoliopsida; Brassicales; Brassicaceae. Gene Ontology annotation, molecular function: protein binding. The record is from RefSeq and is a predicted model, not a curated record.
AGAUAGCAGACUUGAAUUAGGGUAUAAGAUAUUAAAAAAAGAGCAAGGAGGAUCAUGAGGUCAAAGGAAGGAGAUGAUACAGAGUCUCUUUCUCUUCCUGUGGAUUUGAUAAUAGAGAUUCUUACGAAGCUGCCUCCGAGAUCGUUGUCAAGGCUCAUCUGCCUGUCAAAACUCUGGUUAUCUAUAAUCCACGGUAAAUAUUUCAACGACUUGUACCUUACUCGUUCUUCCACACGGCCACGUCUUCUUCUCCAUCGCUACUGUCAUGAUACGCGGCGUUCUCACUAUUCUUCUCUCUCGGGUGGACUGUCUCUUGGUGAUAGUAUUACUCUUCCAGGGUGUCAAAUUUCUCCACCAGUCCAUGGCUUGAUCUGUUGUGUAGAUCAUGACUCUAGUAUUGUCGUGAUUGGGAAUCCUAGCACGGGCCAGUUCCUAACUUUAACUGAUGCCAUAACUGACGUAAUCUUUUUUGGAUAUGAUCCGGUUAAUGAUCUAUAUAAAGUUCUUUCCAUGUAUUUCGUUCAUGAUAUAGAUGGAUCAGUGGUUCUUGAAAAGUCUCAAGUUCUCACUUUAGGAGGAGCUCAAGAAUCAUGGAGAGUGAUCGAAUGUAAGUAUCCGUAUUACCCAGGAACACAAGGUAUAUGCUAUAAUGGGGUUGUUUAUUAUGGAGCGUGGUCUAACCUCACUGACAGAAGAUCUGUAGUAGUGGGCUUUGAUUUGAGAUCUGAAGAGUUCAGUCUUAUUACAUUACCUGAGGAUGUUCAAAUCAUAUCACGUUUUGAGUCUGAUUUGGUGCGCUACAACGGAAAGAUAGCCUUAGUAAAUGUUUCACUGACCCGUAAAUUCGACCUAUGGGUUCUAAUGGAUGUCAAAAAACAUGAGUGGUCUAAAUAUUCUGUCGUUGCUCCUACUUGUGACUUCUUCCGUUGCAGGGGUACUAUUGAAACCGGAGAGCUAAUAUUUGAACAAUUAUAUUUUGGUGACCAGUUUUCAAUUCUCUAUUACGAUCCCAAACAAGACAAGGCUAGAAGAGUUGACCUCGAAAGAAGUGGAGAUACUACGUCUAGUGGUAGGAAAUUAUUCGUGGAUCACGUAGAGAGUCCUAUGUUUCUUCCAAGGAAGUUUAUCCAUUGAUGGCUAUUGGCUAGUGCUGGAGUUGCCUAAAUCAAUUGCUCUGUUCAUUCUCAUUUGGAAUCACAUAUAACCCAUUGAUGAAACUAUUGAUGAUCCAUUUGGGGAGCCAUUUUUUUUAUUUAUUUAUGAAAUUGUAUGCUUAUGGGUAUGCAAAUGCAAUGGCUUAAAGUGAAUUCUUGUUCUUUUUUUCCUGAAACUUCAGUUUCCUUUUUUUUUUUGGGCAAACCUCAAAACUUCAGUUUCCUUAUAUGAUUAGAUUUGCAGAAAACCAGAUAUUUUCGUUGUAUUAGUCAUUUGAUAUAUUCUUAUAUUAAUUUUCAUCUUUGUAUACGAGUCACAACUAGCAAGAAACACUGACUAAUGACUGUUUCGGUUAAAAUAGGCAAAUUGUUGGCUACUGAAGAUUCAAGGCUUCCUUUUCAGCCCCAUACUCACCAAAAUACUCUUCAAACUUCCAAAUUCUGUUUCAGAAUCUUGUAUUAAUGAAAUUGUAUCUAGGCGACAUCAAAGAAAUAAUAGAAGUUUUGUGUUUAUAGUUGUACUUUGUGAGAAAGCUGUCUACGUCGCUCAAGCCAUUUGUAAUUAAUCAUGUGGGUUAUUUGAGCUUACCUUCAAUUGGUAAAGUUGAGAUUGUGAUUGAUACUAGACUAGAAUGACGGCAUAGGCGGACAACAAGAUAUACGAGGUGCUGACACAGAAUAAUUACGCUGUGGGGAUAACAGCUUCGGGUACCGACGUUGGCAUGUCGCUGUCAGAAUGAGAUAACUUCAUGUACUUCUCUCUCUUUUAUUCUCCAAAAGGAGAGUGAAAGAAAUCCCUUUUCUCUACGGGACGACUUCAUAUAUAUAAACAAAAGAGUAAUCCUAUUUCAUUAUGGCCAGACUUCUACUCUUUGUUUAAUAGGCCAAUGGUGAUUUAGGAAGAGUUAAGCGAGGUUGCAAACCCACAACCAACACAUGUGUCCUGUCCAUCCCGAAUUUUACCGAUGAAUUCUGACAAUUUCGUUGGGAAACCCAUCUUGAAUCCAUCCGUCGGGAAUUCAUCAAAAACAUUCAAAAUAAUUUAUUUUUUGAACAUAAUAUUUUAAAAUUAAAAUAUUAUAGACCAGAUAUACGAGGGUUUUAAUUAAAAUAUUUAUUUAAAAUAUUAUAAACCACAAUAAGUUAAAAUUUACAAUUGAAAACAUAUUUAAAAUUCAAAUACAUAAAAUUUUCACUAAAAAUAAAAAAUUUCAUUAAGAAUAAAGAAAAAAUUUCACUAAGAAUAAAGAAAAAAUAAAAAAAUUAGAAGUCGUCACCCGGCUUUUGUUUCAUUUUCUCCAUAUGUCUUUGGUUUUGGGCAAUUUGCCUCAGAUUUUCCGUCAGUUAAUAAAUAACUAUUAUGUUUGGUCUGUAAGGACAUCUCCAACCCAACCUCAAAUCUUUAAACUUUGAGGUUUGUGUCAUUCCAACUUAACAUCAAAUUCUCAAAUUUUGAGGUUGUGAAUUUGAGGUUUCACUGUUCACAAACUCAUAACUAUCUUUUAUUUUCUUUUUGGUCUUUAUAGUUAUUUCUUUUCAUAAAUAUUAGUAACUUCUGUUAAUGUCAAGAACUAUAAUGUAAAGAAAUAAAAUUUUAGGGAUUUUUUUGAGGAUUCAUCGUUGGAGUAACCAACUUUCAAAUUUUCAUUCUUAAGUUUUGUUCACUUUAAAAUAAAAUGGGUUGGAGAUGCUCUAAUUGUUGCCUUUUGAUCCCUUACGCCUCAAUCUGCUCAUAUUUGUUCUAAGGUUGUUCCACGAGCUAGGGAUCCUUAGUGUACACCCACGAAAAAGAAGAGUGUGCUCUCUUUAAAAAAAAAAUUUGGGUUGGGUUGGAGAUGCUCUAAUCGUUGCAUUUUGAUCCCUUACGCCUAGAUCUGCUCAUCUUUGUUCUAAGGUUGUUCCAUGAGCUCGAGAUCCUUAGUGUACGUAAAUUGCACCGAUGAAAAAGAAGAAUGUGCUCCACGAACUUAGCAAACCAAACGAUUUUGUUUCUGUGUAACCGCCUGUGAGAAAAAAAAGUAAACAAAUUAAAAUGUUUUUCAUAUUCAAAAUAUUAUUUAGUUAAAAUAUUUCACAACGGAUCUCAAACAUGAUGUUUGUUCAUUUGCCCCUCACUCGAGCUGUUGGAAGCAGAAUAUUCAUCUUCUGUCAUCGAAACUUGGGACAAAAUAUCAGCUGCUUGGAAUUGGACCAGCUGAAUGACUUCAUUCAUCACCGAAUUAUGAAUUUGACCCAUCUCCUUAUUGGUGUGCGCCCCUUUGAGCGACUCCAAAUGGUAGAAUGCAUUACCUUCACUUUCUGUAAUCUAUAUAAAAUUUAUAAGGAUUGAUAAAUCUAUAAUAUAAUAGUUCAGUUGAGUUUUUCCUGAGGUGGCACGUCAGCAGUAUGGGUCCCACCUCUAUUAUUUUUUUCUAAACGUUUCUGCUUUGGGUUCUAUAGAUCUGGUCUUCGUCGGGCUUCCUUCCAAACUGGCAUGUUAUAGAUUUAUGGUUUAUACCAUCAGCCUAAAACCAAAAGAGAGAUUUAAGCAUUUAUUAACAAAAAAAUAGAAGUUUUCCACCUUCCAAUUGUCAAGUAUUCAAAUGACUAGAACACUAAAAACAUAGUUUGAUUAGCUUUAAGAGAAACUAAGGAAAACAGAGAGAGAAAAACGAGAAUUCAGCCAAAAAAAACGAGAAUUCAUCCAAAAAAAACCUCAACUUUGCACGAAUUGCCAAAAGAAACAUGAACUUUUGGGCUGACCAAAAAAACACUAAACUUUCAUUGACUUUAGAAUUAAUUAACAAUGUUUUCGCUGACUUGCCAAUUUAGCACGCCGUCAACAAAUU